AGAAAUCAUUAUUUCAUUCUGGUAAUGAAGUGUUUUCCGAGCUAAAAUUUAAAUCUUAUUUAAAUAAUUUAGUUUCUAAACGUAAACGUACGCACGACGUUUUCUGAGCUGCAUAGUUUCCAUUACGCCUACCUUGUUGUAUAACCUAAACCCCGCCCCUGAGUUAUCACUUUCCAUACAGACACUUCCCCUUCGAACUUCAUGUACCUUCCGAACAGCACUGUGGGUAGACAUACUUCCUCUUCAUUUCACAGUAGUUUCAGUAUUUUCUGUUCGGAAAGUCACCACCUUUUAAGAAUUAUCGCUCUUAAUAUUCGCUGACAUCAGACAAUUAUUACGAGAAUUAUCAAAAUGGCUACUUAUCAACUUCAAUGCUUCAAUACAGUUCCUUCAUUAGAGGUCGUUCCAGAUAUAGAGACGAGUCAGAGAAUUGAUGAAAUAUUAGAGGCUCUCAACCGCGACGAACGCAAGGAAGUGUUGUAUUUGUGUGAAAGCUUGCACAAAGAUAAUACAGUGGCCUGCUUGAAGGAGACACUUGACUCCAGAGCCAUGAGCUAUGGCACAGCUGGGAAUAUGUUUCUGCUAGAGCUCCUGGUGCAUUUGGGAAGGUAUGACAUUGUGAGGAAGGUGUUUGGUUUCAGCAGGGAUACGGUGGAGAGAAGUAUGGGGUCCUGGCAGGUUCUACCAAGAUUCAGAGUGCUGAUGACUCAAUUAAGUGAGGACAUGACCAGUGAAGAUGUAAUCAUGUUUAAGUUCCUGCUGUCCAACAUCUUAGGGCGUAAGAGGAGUGAACAAGCCAAGAACUUUCUGGACAUUGUUAUAGAACUAGAGCACCUGGGUGAAGUUUCAUCCCAAAGAGUGGACAUUCUGGAGGAACUUUUAGUACACAUUCGCCGGGGAGACUUGGCCAACAAACUGAAGGUGUACAAAAAGUCAGGAAACACAAAUAUGCUUGAGACCAAACUACAGCAGACCUGCCAGAGUCACGUCAACAAAUACAAAUUUAGCAGUAAGCCCAGAGGACUGUGUGUCAUCAUAGACUGCGUGGGUAAUGAUGGAGAGAUGCUGGAGCACACUUUUAAAUCGCUGCACUUCAGCGUGACCUUGCACAAAUGCCUCAGUGUUGCUCAGACGGUUUCAGUGCUCAGAGGGCUAUCCCAAGGAAGUAAGGAGCUCAAGGGCGAUGGCUUCGUCUGCUGCAUCAUUAGCCGCACCACCGCCACUCAUCUCCUGGCCACGGAUUCGUACGACGAGAGCCUCCCGCUGGAUGAUCUUAGCCGUCUGUUCGCCGGUGACGUGUGUUCCGCGCUGGUCGACAAGCCCAAACUCUUCUUCAUCCAGGGGUACAGGGUCCCGGAGUUCCAGCCUUGCGCCAGACUGGACCAACAGGAUGAGGAUUUGGAGACAGACGGGGGUGUUUGUCCGUCAAGUCCCAGUUCAAUCCCGUCACGUGCAGAUGUGUUCUGGAGUCACUGCUGGACUGGAGAAGACCAGCUGCAGCAAGGACAACAUCGCUCCGUUUACCUCAAGGCGUUGACGGACGCCAUGCACAAAGGCCAGCGGGGGAGCAGACACCUGGUGGAUCUUCACCUGGAGGUGAAUGGAGCCGUCUUUAAACACAACAGCAGGUAUCCUGGGCAGGAGUAUCACAUUGAUCUGAAACACACUUUAAGAAAAGAGCUUUACUUCUAGACUUUCAGGCAGCUUGGCAUAGCCGGCUUGUGUAAAAUUCAGAAUUAUACAAAUAUCUCUUUUUUUUUUAAUGAUGUUUUAUUUAUUUACAGCAGGGGUGUCAAACUCAUUUUAGAUCGGGGGCCACAUGGAGAAAAAUCUACUCCCAAGUGGGCCGGACUGGUAAAAUCACGGCACGGUAACUUAAAAAUAAAGACAACCUCAGAUUGUUUUCUUUGUUUAAAAAUAGAACAAGCACAUUCUGAAAUUCUACAAAUCAUAAUGUUGUUGUUGUAUUUUUUACACUUUUAACAGUAAUCUAUCUUUAUUUGUCGUUAUUUAUAUUUUCUGAAUAAAUUAUGUGAUAAUG
Molecule: messenger RNA, 2041 nt
Organism: Nerophis lumbriciformis (worm pipefish)
Lineage: Eukaryota; Metazoa; Chordata; Actinopteri; Syngnathiformes; Syngnathidae
Gene: cflara
Product: CASP8 and FADD-like apoptosis regulator a
Biological process (GO): regulation of apoptotic process; proteolysis
Molecular function (GO): protein binding; cysteine-type endopeptidase activity
Source: RefSeq, a predicted model, not a curated record